CUGAGCACUGCGCGUGCGUGCCCGUGCGCUCGCGCGUGCGGCGGCGGGCUCCCUCGGUCCCCAGAGUCUCUCAGUCCCCCGGGACGGCGCGGAUUUCGGGGUGAUAGGCCUGAGGAAAGGCGCGCGGGCGGGGUCGCGCAGCGGAGCCCACGGAGGGAAGGGAGCGAGAUUUGCUUGUGGUCCUUGCACCAAGGCCAAGCAUCACCUCUGACUCCAAUUACAUGUAUUUCAGGUUAAACCCUAAGAUGAGAAAAGCUGAUCUCUGCUUGAGCUCUGAAGGGGCUGAAGUGAUUUUAGCCUCAUCGAGUGAUGAAAAACACCCACCUGAAAAUAUUAUUGAUGGGAAUGCAGAAACGUUUUGGACCACCACAGGAAUGUUUCCCCAGGAGUUUAUUAUUUCUUUUCACAAACAUGUAAAAAUCGAAAAGCUCAUAAUCCAGAGUUACUUAGUACGGACUUUGAGGGUCGAAAAGAGCACAUCAAAAGAGCCUGUUGGAUUUGAGCAUUGGAUUGAAAAAGAUUUAGUGCACACAGAGGGACAACUUCAAAAUGAGGAAAUUAUGGCACACGAUGGCCAUGCUACUUACUUGAGAGUCAUUAUUCUGUCAGCCUUUGAUCAUUUUGCAUCUGUACAUAGCAUUUCUGCAGAGGGAACAGUAGCCUAAAUUUUUCUUAGUAAUUGCAAAAAGAUGCUCUUGUAAGGCUUUUUAAACAAUGUAUCUAUUUAAAAACAAAGCUGUCAUUGAUAUACUUUAUUAAAAGGAAUUGUCAACUUG
This is a messenger RNA of Octodon degus (degu), 776 nucleotides long. RefSeq names its product heat shock protein family B (small) member 11 (gene Ift25). The transcript has 8 exons. Gene Ontology annotation, biological process: intraciliary transport. Gene Ontology annotation, cellular component: cilium; intraciliary transport particle B; centrosome. The record is from RefSeq and is a predicted model, not a curated record. NCBI's taxonomy places the organism in Eukaryota, Metazoa, Chordata, Mammalia, Rodentia, Octodontidae. Bases 222 to 665 code for a protein of 147 amino acids.